This is a messenger RNA of Rhinichthys klamathensis goyatoka, 1547 nucleotides long. RefSeq names its product transcriptional enhancer factor TEF-3-like. The record is from RefSeq and is a predicted model, not a curated record. The transcript is spliced from 12 exons. Gene Ontology annotation, biological process: hippo signaling; embryonic organ development; regulation of transcription by RNA polymerase II. Gene Ontology annotation, molecular function: DNA-binding transcription factor activity, RNA polymerase II-specific; RNA polymerase II cis-regulatory region sequence-specific DNA binding. NCBI's taxonomy places the organism in Eukaryota, Metazoa, Chordata, Actinopteri, Cypriniformes, Leuciscidae. Gene Ontology annotation, cellular component: transcription regulator complex. Bases 1 to 1401 code for a protein of 466 amino acids.
AUGACCGCAGCGGUCGCUCUGCCAGCUGGCCUCAUGGCUUCUGCCCUGUUCCAGAUCUGGGAAAACCCAUCAUUUAAUCGCCACGGAGCGAUUUCGGAGCGGAAAUCGUAUUGCUCUUCCAUCACCAUCCUGUCGUCCGAGUGGGUCUCGGCGUCCUCUCCGGGGGGCGCUAGCGAGGAGCUGAGCGAGGGAUUGGACAAGCCUCUGGAGAACGAUGCGGAGGGUGUGUGGAGUCCGGAUAUCGAGCAGAGCUUUCAGGAGGCGCUGGCGAUCUAUCCGCCCUGUGGCCGACGCAAGAUCAUUCUCUCCGAUGAGGGCAAGAUGUACGGACGGAAUGAGCUAAUUGCUCGGUACAUCAAGCUUCGAACGGGAAAGACACGGACCAGGAAACAGGUGUCCAGUCACAUCCAGGUGUUGGCGCGGCGGAAAGCUCGGGAAAUUCAGGUGAAACUCAAGGACCAGGCAGCCAAAGAUAAAGCGAUGCACAGCAUGACCAGCAUGUCGUCGGCCCAGAUCCUCUCAGCCACGGCCUUUCAGAACAAGAUGUGUCUCUCUCGACCGGCCUACCCGACAGCAGCUGGGUUCUGGCAUGGAUCUCUCGCAGGACAAACCGCAGGUCCUGAAGAUAUCAAGCCGUUUUCCCAACAGAACUUUAUCAUGCAAUCCACCGGGCCUCCGUCUAUAACAGGUUAUGAAAGCGCGACGGGUUUGUCGAUGUCCUCUAAUGCUCCGCCCUGGCAGGGUCGCAGUAUCGCCGGAUCCAAACUGCGCAUGCUGGAGUUCUCCGCUUUCCUCGAGCAACCGCAGGAUCCAGAGACUGUCAACAAACACCUGUUUGUUCACAUCGGGCAGUCCAACCCCACGUACAGCGACCCGUACCUCGAGGCCGUGGAUAUACGGCAGAUUUACGACAAAUUCCCAGAGAAGAAAGGAGGGCUGAAGGAGCUAUUUGAGAAGGGACCGCCCAACGCUUUCUUCCUCGUGAAGUUCUGGGCCGACCUGAGCAUCAACCUUCAGGACGACAGCAGCUUCUUCUACGGCGUAUCCAGCCAAUACGAGAGCGCCGAAAACAUGAUCAUCACCUCCUCCACUAAAGUCUGCUCGUUCGGGAAACAGGUGGUGGAAAAGGUGGAGACGGAGUACGCGCGCUUUGAGAGCGGCAGAUACGUGUUCAGGAUCCAUCGAUCACCGCUGUGUGAAUAUAUGAUCAACUUCAUCCAUAAACUCAAACAUCUACCAGAGAAAUACAUGAUGAACAGCGUACUUGAAAACUUCACCAUUCUGCAGGUUGUCACCAACCGAGACACUCUAGAAACCUUGCUAUGCAUCGCUUACGUGUUUGAGGUGUCCACCAGCGAGCACGGAGCCCAGCAUCACAUCUACAGACUGCUGAAAGACUGAGAGACACUGCAGUGCCACAGCGCCACCUACAGGCCAAAAGCCCUGCGCUUCUGCAGGAGACACGAGGACACAAGCGCAAAGCACUCUCUAAUAACACUGAUCAGAGAAAGAGAAUCUGCCGGAACCCUAAAUAUGAAUGUCAUGAC